Molecule: messenger RNA, 1170 nt
Organism: Fusarium fujikuroi IMI 58289
Lineage: Eukaryota; Fungi; Ascomycota; Sordariomycetes; Hypocreales; Nectriaceae
Exons: 3
Coding region: 1-1170 (389 amino acids)
Source: RefSeq, a predicted model, not a curated record
AUGGAAUCAACCCAGCAGGUCGAAAAGCAGAGCGCACAAGAGACUGCUCCCUCUUCAACUCGCGAAAUUGUCGCAGACUUGGUUUUCCCAAACUUGACCUCGCUUUGGCUAUCGCAAGAGCUUGAAGAUCAGGCGAGCCUCAGGCGACUCAAACAGGUUUGGGACAUGUUCUCCUCAGGAUGGAGCCCUCAAGACAAGAUGCAUAUCUAUCGUCUCCUCCCUGAGGUGCGAACUAACCCUACAAACCGAAAGGUCCCCAGUAAACACAAACUCUACAAACAUGACAUCACCUUCGGACUCUGGGUUAUCCUCCGAUGCAUAUACCCUGAUCAGAAACUUCCAGCUCUCAGACUUGCUCUCAUGGAAAGGUAUCCAGGUAUAGAUCUCAGUGCCUUCACCGGUCCUAUUCCCAAGGUUUCCUGCAUGACUCCCCAGGAACGCAUUCCCAGGAAGCGUGAGCUCAAGGUUGUGACUCCUUGUUUUGAGAAGAACAUGCUUGAGGAAGAUGAUAAGAUUAACCCUAGCGACUUGUCCCUCAAAGAAGAGGAUUGCACUUUUGACGAUACUGUAAUCCGUAUCCCGAAAUUUGAGCCUCACCUGGACCAGAUCCGCUCCUCUAAACCUGACAAACCUUCCGCCCAGCGUUUGAAGGAGGUCGAGUCGAAAAUGCGAGGCAUGGUUCUUGGAGAACCUCACAGUGCUUCUUACAGCAACUUUCUGAAGUCGAAGUCCAGCACUGCGCCAGUAGACGUAUCUACUUAUGCUCCCGACAUCACAAAGCUAUGCAUCAGUCCUAGCGCUAUGCAAAAAGCAGACGUUGAAUCUUUGGCGAGCGACGAAUCUUCUCCUGAGGAUGACUCUGCCCAGACUGUACUUUCAAACAAGCAGUUCCUCGAGUUGAAAAAUCUCAUUACCAAUGUUACAACUGAAUCGAAACGAGAUGUUUCUAGUGAAAUGCGCAAGAUGCAUACCGAGACGACGAAGCAGAUUCAGAACAUGCACACCGAGAUGAUUGACCAGUUCAAGAAGAAUAGAAAGACAUUGGUCGAUAUUGGUAACCAAGUUGCUGAGAUACGAGCACAUAUCGAGCUUGCACGUAUGGAUCGGAAGGAUCUGGACGAAGUUGAGGCCAGAGCCAUCAACCUUGAGCAGUUCAUCUUGUCACUUUGA